AGCCGCUCUUGAAGGCAGCAGCAGCUCACCGACAGUCUGUUGCUUUCCUCUUCUUCUUCUCCUCCUCGAACACUUUCUUCUUCUCUCGUUGUUUACGCGUCGCUUCGCUUCAGACUUCUCACCUGGACCGGAACCGGGACCUGCACCCACCGGGGCUCUUCCGUGAACCCGUCCAGCCGGGGGGGGGUAGGAGAUGACAUGUCGGCGCGGCUCUUCUCUCAGCUGCCGUGGUUCUUUGCGGGCUCUCGAAGCGACAGGAGCGGCUGAAGUUUCCUCGGUAACAAAGGGGCCCCCGGUUCUCUCAACUCCUGCGGGACACUCGACGCCGUUUGUCCGCAACACAGAAUCGAACAACGACCCGGAGGCUGGAGGAUUUAAAAAUGCGACACCCGCUCACCUGGACUGUUAAAGGACCUGCAGCUUGGAGAAGGACCAUCUGAGUAAAACUUCUGUCCAGGGACAACUUCGCUUACAUCCCCCAAAAACCUAGCCUUUUCCGAUUGGAUCGAACCAACUCAAUGUGAAGGGACCGUCUGGUUACAAGCCACCAUGGAUAUCUUCCCCAGGCCCAGCGGUGAGAUCCAGAGGAGGAACCCCCAGCACGACUUCGAGCUCAUCCAGCGGGUGGGAAGUGGAACAUAUGGAGACGUGUACAAGGCUCGAAACAUAGCAACCGGAGAACUUGCUGCUGUGAAGAUCAUAAAGUUGGAACAAGGCGAUGACUUUUCCAUCAUACAGCAGGAAAUCUUCAUGGUGAAGGAAUGCAUGCACCACAACAUUGUGGCCUACUUUGGGAGCUACCUCUGUCGAGAAAAGCUUUGGAUAUGCAUGGAGUACUGUGGAGGAGGAUCCCUCCAGGACAUUUAUCACGUGACAGGACCUCUGUCAGAGCUUCAGAUAGCAUAUGUCAGCAGAGAGACCAUACAGGGUCUAGGAUAUCUGCACAGCAAGGGCAAGAUGCACCGGGACAUCAAGGGUGCCAACAUCCUUCUGUCAGACAACGGAGAUGUGAAGUUGGCUGACUUUGGAGUUGCAGCCAAAAUAACAGCCACCAUUGCCAAAAGAAAGUCCUUCAUUGGAACACCUUACUGGAUGGCUCCAGAAGUAGCGGCAGUGGAGAAGAACGGUGGCUACAACCAGCUGUGUGAUAUCUGGGCCGUCGGCAUCACGUCCAUAGAGCUGGCCGAGCUGCAGCCCCCGAUGUUCGACCUCCACCCGAUGAGGGCCUUAUUUCUGAUGUCAAAGAGUAGCUUCCAGCCGCCCAAACUAAAAGACAAAAACAAAUGGUCCACUGCCUUCCAUAACUUUGUCAAAGUGUCUCUGACAAAGAACCCGAAGAAGAGGCCCACAGCGGAGAAGCUUCUAUCGCACGUGUUUGUGGGACAGACGGGUUUGACGAGGAGGGUGGCUGUCGAUCUCCUUGACAGGAUGAACAACCCAGACAACCAUCAGCCUUACAGUGAGGUGGACGAUGAUGACCUGGAGCCCCUCUCUGCCGUCAGACACACCAUCCGCUCCACCAAUAAACAAGCCCGAGCCGAGAGGACGCGCUCAGAGAUCGACUUCGACAAGGUCCAGUUUGAACCUCCACUCCGGAAGGAAACGGAGGCUCACUCUGAAAUGGAUGUGUGUAAAGAUAAUGACUUCCCUUCCCCCUGGAGUCCCUUUGCAGAGGGAGGAAAAACAACCAGGGGACACAUGGCCCAUCUUGAAGACGCAUUUGAAGAAGUAGAGCUGUCAACUCUCAAGCCUGGACUUCCUCCUCCUCCUCUGCCCCCAAAGUCUGCCCCUCAUCCCCAGCCCCGGCUCAACAGUUCGUCGGAGGAGAUCGGUCUCAACGAGGAGAGGUCUCUGACGGUGCGGAGGUUCCCGAACUCGGAGAACGGCCCGAGUCAGGCGGUUCGCAGACAGAGCACACCUGAGCAGGGAAACAAGGUGGAGAACUCGUCUCAGGAUUUUCUCUCUGUCAGCGUCAGCAGCCCUGGGAUCCUGUCUCAUGCCUCCGAUCCUGAUAAUGACUCGGACGGCAGCGUGAAUGGAGGCAGUCCCCAGCCUCCACCCAACCAGCAGCAUCGGAAAGAGAAGAAGGAAUUCCCUAAACCAGCCAUCAACGGACUGCCACCCACUCCUAAAGUACUGAUGGGAGCCUGCUUCUCUAAAGUGUUUGAUGGUUGCCCGCUGAAAAUCAACUGUGCCACAUCAUGGAUUCAUCCAGACACCAAAGAUCAGUACCUCAUCUUUGGGACAGAGGAUGGAAUCUAUACGCUGAAUCUUAACGAGCUCCAUGAAGCUACAAUGGAGCAGCUGUUCCCGAGGAAGUGCACAUGGCUGUAUGUUAUCAACAACAACCUGAUGUCUUUAUCUGGGAAAACCUUCCAGCUGUAUUCCCACAACCUCAUCGGGCUGUUUGAGCAGCUGAAGAAGCCUGGACUCGCUGCUCAGUUCCAGACUCAUCGCUUCCCAGACAAAAUUUUACCCAGGAGGUUUGCCUUGACGACUAAGAUCCCAGACACAAAGGGCUGUCACAAGUGUUGCAUUGUGAGAAACCCGUACACAGGCCACAAGUAUCUGUGUGGAGCGCUGCAGUCUGGGAUUGUCCUGUUGCAGUGGUACGAGCCCCUGCAGAGGUUCAUGCUCAUCAAGCAUUUUGACUUCCCUCUUCCCAGCCCACUGAAGGUGUUUGAGAUGCUGGUGGUGCCGGAGCAGGAGUAUCCUCUGGUGUGUGUGGCCAUCAGCCUCGGCACCGAGCCGGGUCAGGUGGUCCGCUUUGAGACCAUCAACCUCAACUCCUGCUCCUCCUGGUUCACAGAGAUGGGAACAACGAAUCAGCAGGUUGAUGCAAUCCACGUCACCCAGCUGGAGAGAGACACAGUGUUGGUGUGUUUGGACCAAAAUUUGAAGAUUGUUAAUCUCCAGGGCAGAUUGAAGUCCAACAAGAAGCUGGCGUCUGAGCUCAGCUUUGACUUCUGCAUUGGAUCUGUUGUGUGCCUUCAGGACAGUGUCCUGGCCUUCUGGAAACACGGCAUGCAGGGAAAGAGUUUCAAGUCCAAUGAGGUGACGCAGGAGAUUUCUGAUCCAAGCAGAGUUUUCCGUCUCCUCGGAUCCGACAGGGUGGUGGUUCUGGAGAGCCGACCCACCGACAACCCCACGGCCCUGAGCAACCUCUACAUCCUAGCAGGUCACGAGAACAGUUACUGAUCCGUCAACGCGGACUGGACAGGUCUUAGAAGAGAAUAAGAUGCCUCAGUUUUGGGAGAAUCUUUUGUUACUGAUGGUGGGGAUCGGCAGGUCAGUGAAAAGGGGGCGGAGCUUCUUCCGACUGGACCCACGAGCAGCCUUACACCAGCAACUGUAGCUCCCCCGAGAAAAACUGUUCUGAACACAAACCCGUUGUUAUUUUUCCUUACUCAUCUGUACUGUGGACUGACAGGUCAUCUAGAGAAUGAGAAACAAGUGCCAUGAUAAAAAAAAUUCACAAGGAUUUUUGUGAUUGUAUUAAAACGAUUGGAGAUUCUUGCUGUUAACGUCUGUAACGUGUCACAUGAUCACUGCUCAAGGAGAGAUUUUUACAACUUCCUAGUCAAACUAAUUGACCAGUUUUAACAGAACCUCAUGAGCCAUGUGGGUUAUUUAAGCAAUAUUUAUUAACCUCAUGUUCAGUGAUGUGUGUGAUUGACAGACCGUGUGAGGAUUAACUACCUAGUUCCCGAGCAGCUUCCGGUUAUUUUCUACCGCUGUGUAAUAAAGCCGCUUUAUCUCUCCUGCUCUGCUGCAUUAUUUUUUUUUUUAGAAAGUGGACAUAAUGUACAUGUGUUAUUUUUCCCCCUUUACCCUCCUCUCUUUUAUAGACCUUUUAAUUCUCAUUAUUUGCACCAUGUAAGCACUUUUGUACAUUUUUUUUAAUUUAAAAUAAAAAUGACAAAAUGAGGGACGAUGCUAGGUUUUGUUAACAUCUGUCCAUUCCCUUCGCGAGCUGUUCGAUGUAUGCUGUUUUUGUAAUAAAAAACGCUGUUUUUAACAAGAA
Messenger RNA from Limanda limanda (common dab), 4024 nucleotides. RefSeq names its product mitogen-activated protein kinase kinase kinase kinase 5 (gene map4k5). Gene Ontology annotation, molecular function: MAP kinase kinase kinase kinase activity; ATP binding. The transcript is spliced from 33 exons. NCBI's taxonomy places the organism in Eukaryota, Metazoa, Chordata, Actinopteri, Pleuronectiformes, Pleuronectidae. Bases 550 to 3198 code for a protein of 882 amino acids. The record is from RefSeq and is a predicted model, not a curated record. Gene Ontology annotation, biological process: protein phosphorylation.